This is a messenger RNA of Haliotis rufescens (red abalone), 835 nucleotides long. Its product is annotated as mitochondrial fission process protein 1-like. The transcript is spliced from 3 exons. The record is from RefSeq and is a predicted model, not a curated record. The coding region runs from base 23 to 592 and encodes 189 amino acids. Gene Ontology annotation, cellular component: mitochondrion. Gene Ontology annotation, biological process: mitochondrial fission. Lineage: Eukaryota; Metazoa; Mollusca; Gastropoda; Lepetellida; Haliotidae.
UUGACCUUCAGGAAUCGUCUGCAUGAAAUUUAUUUUAGAUUUAUGCACGUGGAAAGUAACGACGGAUUCCGACGAUCGUAAUCGUGAAAGAGAACAUGACAUAUUUAAACAUACUUUGAUAAGAUAUUUUGGCUAUGCCAAUGAGGUAGGUGAAUCUUUCCGUGCCCUGAUCCACGUGAACUGGGUGCGGUUGUCCUACCUGACAGCAUCUGGAUAUGUGGUGGCAGACUCCAUACACAAGGGAUACCUCACUUCACAGAAGUCCUUCAAUAGUCCGCAUGAAAAGAGAACUCAAGUUUCCGUGUCAGUGGGUGACACUUUGGUCUGGCAGGGUUUGGCAUCCGUCGCUAUUCCUGGUCUGACAAUCAACAGAAUCUGUGCCCUGUCUAACAUCCUCUUGAAGAAAACUUCCAGCCUCCCAUGCAGUGUGAGAAAAUGGACAACCACAGGCAUAGGACUAGUCUGCAUCCCUUUCAUCAUUUCUCCGAUAGACAGAUCUGUCGAUCACCUCAUGGACAAAGUUAUUCGACCCUAUUAUCCUGUAUCAAGUGACCCACAUAGUAACCAUGAAGAUUCGGAAUCAGGAUCUUGACCUUUUUCAAAAUGAGACACUUCUGCAUUUUAUUGUGUAUGAAAGAGGGACUUUGAUUGUAGACGAUGUUUGCAUGAUAAUGGCAAAAAGAGGUAGAUUUUAGAAUUUGUAUGAUCCAUGUGACCAUUUGUGGCAGAGCUCCAGAUAAGCUGCGUAUCUGCGUGAAAUACGCAUCAGAAAUGCAGAAAUAUGCAGUAAAAAAAAAUCCAAGCAUAUCAAAUAAGCAACGAACAUUACAGAUAC